AUGGUGAAGAGGCUCCAAAGAGUGAGGCGAAUCUCGACGACUCGAAGACAGUUGUCACCAGCAAGGCUGACAGGCAUGCAAACUCUGUCUCGAGCCAGCUCUGACCGGAUUGGUGGCAAUCUCAUCUGCCCAAAAUCGAUCGACAGGACAGAGGUUGCCAACUCCGCCAAGCGUCAGAUACUACGUCCCGACAUAGACGACUGGGGCUCUUCAAUCAAAACCGGCCGCAUGCUGCCUUCCACAGACAGGCCGGAGAUGAGCCAAUAG
Molecule: messenger RNA, 267 nt
Organism: Protopolystoma xenopodis
Lineage: Eukaryota; Metazoa; Platyhelminthes; Monogenea; Polystomatidea; Polystomatidae
Source: the annotation of a GenBank genome assembly